AUGCCCUGGUCUCCACUCCCACGCAUCGCCUUCGCCGUCGCGACAUACCCCUUCGCUGCUUCCUCUCCAGCAGACCUCCCUCUCGAGCUCGGCGAUGAGCUAUACAUUAUCGAACAAGGCGGCCGCAAUGGCGAUUGGUUCCGCGGGUACCUUGUCGCGCCGCCGAGUCUGCUGGCCGGGCUGACCAGCACCAAGGGCCAGACGCUCGAAGCGCGUGUUUUCUCGGGCAUAUUUCCUAGGAGCUGUGUGGAGGUUCGAGAGGUGCUGGGUGAGGAUGAGAUAGAAGAAGAUGAGGAUGGACCACCAUUGACGAAUGGGCAUAUUGUGCGGAAUCGGAGUGGCAGCACCGGCGUGGAUUCAGAUAAUAGUGCCAUGGGGAGUCCGCGGUCCUCGAAAUCGUCUAAGAAAGCUCGAAUCAGCACCGAGAAAAAGACGGAUAGGAAAGGCAGCAUGAGGAAGAAAAAACAGCUUUCCGAUGGCAAUCUAGCUGUAGCUCAAGCUCGAGAUCCGGAUGCGCCUAAACCGCCUGCUCCUGUGCCCAUGCUGAAAAUUGGAGACGAGACACCGACUUCUGCUUCCGAGCCGCUGGUGGACGAAAUAGCAUCUUGUCUGCGAGAAUGGCAUUCUAGGAACCUACACGAGUUGCUGCUGUCGAGGCAAUACCCACAGCUGGAAAGGAUGUCAGGUCUGGUGCAAACGCUGGAUUUGUCGCGGAGGCAGUUCCUUCAUAAUGUUUUGACGACCCAUGAGAUGCAGUCGCUGCGGGAAAAGACGGUCUGGGAUCUGGUGAGAGGAAAUAAACUGUUUAAUGGUGAAGUUAUUGUGCGGGAUCCUGCGGAGCGAGGAAGGGUGUUGACUGGGGAGGAUUCUGCUGUGGAAAUCACGAAGCUGCAGUCUAUGAUGAGCCUCUUGGAUGAACGACCGCAACCUCCUGUGAACGAGAGAUUGACGCUGCACCAUCUCCUAAUAGACGUCAAGGCCUUCGUAGGAGCAUCAUCGGAGCCAACCACCCUGGUAUUCUUCCUUGCCUCAAAGACACCCGGAGAAAUGACGAAGGCCCUCUCAGAAAGCUAUAUCGUGGAAGUACCUCCUACCGGAGCCAUGACGAGUCUCGCAAAAGCAGGUGAUAUGCGGACGCUCUUCACAGACCUUGCAUCAGCGGAUAUUGGCGACCUACCAUCAACAGACACCGAACUAUACUUGGUAGUGAAAAUACGGUCGACGCAACAAGUACAGCCUAGGAAGCCGGCUUCUAGGGGUGGUUCACGCGAUGGCACGGCAACGACGAGGAAUGGAGAAAAGCCACAGUCGAGUGGCGGAAGUAAAUCGGGACCGGGUAGGAGAAGUCUCAUGUGGGGUCAGAAACGAAAUGCGCCGAUGAGUUCGAGGCUCAAUUCUCUCUCGGAGCAGGGCGAGGAAGCAGAUGGGAGACAGUCUCGAGAUAGACCUCCUUAUACUGCAGAUUCAACAGCGUUUGCUACUCAGCCUCCUAGGUCCGCAUCUGCGAGUCGGAGUGUGACACGGACUGUAGGCUUUGGGGCGUUGAGGAUUAAUUCCAUCAUGAAGCAAGAGGAUGAAGUUGAGCAGGUCUUUAAUGUGUGGACACCAUCUCUUGGCUUUAAAGAUGACAAGCAAGAUAUGGGCGAGGGGUGGGAAGAUGCCAUUUCUGAUCUUAUGGCAAGUAAAACUGGGAACUAUGAGAAGUCACGGAGAGCCGAACGCCUGCAAAUCCUUCUAAAGCCCUUUGAGAGUCCGGAUGUGGAUGCUCUCAUCAAGGCGACACCUACAUUACUUUCGGAGGUCAAGAGGACAGCCAAGAUGGGGUUUUCUGGUGCUCCUACCAAGGCACGAUCAGAUAUUUACAUUAACAUUGACGAAGCGUUCCUCCCUCGACAUGCGUUGCUCUCACGCUCAUCUGGUAGCGCCACGCCUUUGAGCUCCACCAUUGAAGGCGCGAACCUUCAAAUCACCCUUGAAGUCCGAAAAGCAUCCGGUGAUCGUAUCGAGAAGUGUAUUUUCGCUUCUUCUAACACGGAAGGUCAAAGUUCAUGGGAGUCUACAGCCGCAGACCGAGGCGAUGCGUGGAGCCAGACUCUGCGCCUUGCAAUCUCUCCAAAUGAUGUUCAUAACUGCCAUGUUGUGAUGACGUUGUCAGAUAUACCCUACCAGCCCUUUGCUAUUUGUUAUAUUCCCCUUUGGGACCAACAAGCUUUCAUGCGAGAUGGGCACCAUUCGCUUUUACUAUACAGAUAUGACGAGUCAACUUCAACCCCCAAGAAUCAGGCUGGUGGUAAAGGCGGGUACUUGUCUCUACCCUGGAAUGCAAGGGGCAAGGAUGAUGUGAGCAAAGACGAGGCUGUCACGGGUCCGAUUGCGACACUGAGAGUACAAACCUACCUCUGCAGUACACGAUUCUCCCAGGAUAAAGUACUGUUGCGUCUUUUGAAAUGGAAGGAGCAGCCUCCAGGAGAAGUGCAAGAACUCCUGAAACGGCUAGUCUUUGUUCCUGAGAUCGAAGUCGUGAAACUUUUGAACGACGUUCUUGAUGCCAUUUUUGGGAUACUGGUUGAGCAGACUGGAAACGAUGAUUACGAAGACUUGAUUUUCAGUGCCUUGAUUACCAUUCUUGGAAUUGUUCAUGACAGACGGUUUAAUUUGGGACCGUUGGUUGAUCAGUACGCCGAAAACAAGUUCAAUUAUCCAUUUGCUACACCUUGUCUAGUUCGGUCGUUUACUCGACUUUUGGCGAAACCUUCAGACCCAGAAACUUCACGGAAAUUACGAGCUACUUUUAAAGUUGUACGGCAUAUUCUCAAGUUCAUCACGCACGCGAGGGGUCAGCAGAAGGCGAAGGAAGCUGGGAUUGGUAUUACGAGUACAUCCCCUGGCUUCACCCGACACUUGCGGACGAUUUUCAAGGCGUUGGAUGGGCUUAUGCGAAACACCGCUCCAAUUUUGGUGGGAAGUCAAACACUUGCCGUCCAACAUUUCCACACUUGGUUACCAGAACUCACGGGCUUGCUGAGCACGGAAGAGAUCUUACAUAUUGCAAUCGACUUUCUAGAUUCCUGUGCCUUGGUGAAGGGCAAGCUUGUUCUGUACAAGCUCGUGUUGAUCAUCAAUUACUCAAAGCUGGAGCUUUUCUCGCAGCCAGAACAGCGAGCUGCGCUCAGUGCGAAUACGGUUCGAUGGAUAGCUCCACAUUGGGGCAAGACGCACGAAGUUACUGAACAGUGGCGAGAGCAAGUCCGCCUUUGCUGCUCAAUUCUCUCAACGCAAGUUCAAGAUCUCGGACCAGAAGUUCCGGAUUAUAUCCCCAAGAUCAUCGAUUCGUACCUCGCGCUUCAAGCUGCGCCGAAGACUGAAAAGACACGGCUCUCACUUCUAUUCCCCACAACUUACCCAUUUCCAACCAAACCACUCCCAGAAAAUACUCAGUUUGAUGAAGCGCUUAUCGAACUGUCCGCCAUUCUAUCUGGGAUUUCGACAUUGCCUGCAGGGAUGCAACUCGAGCUGGCGGAAGACGAAAUGGCUACGCUUCUUGAGGAUACACUGCAUGUGCAUCUCAGCAUUUUACAAUGCGAGGCGUUUCCUUCCAACUGGCUAAGUGUGCACAUCUACCACCACAGAUCGACAAUAAAGACACUCGAGUACCUUGCUGGCAUUUUGCUCGAGUCAUUCUUGCCGCAUCCUGAUGAUGCAGAGAUUUACAACACAGAGCUGUGGAAAGUCUUCUUCACUGUUCUGCUCAAACUUGUCGGUAGCGAUGCUCUUGCGCUUGAGACGUUUCCCGAACAGAAACGGCGUGCGGUGUGGAAGAUCGCUGGCGAUAUUCGAGAGCAAGGAGCUGCUCUUCUGCGGAGGACUUGGGAGUCUAUUGGGUGGGAAACUAGCCCUGACGAGCGACAAAAGUACAAUUUGACGAAAAUGGGCGGCUAUCAAGUGCAAUAUGUUCCCGUGCUUGUUGGGCCAAUCGUUGAGUUGUGCUUAAGUGUGCAUGAGGGCCUCAGGAGGGUCGCUGUUGAAGUCUUGCAAACGAUGAUUGUCAGCGAAUGGACGUUGAGUGAGGAUUUAUCGGUCAUUCAGACUGAGAUGAUUGACUGUCUGGACCAAUUGUUCAAGUCGAAGCCGUUGACGGAAAGUAUUCUACAGAAGCUUUUCAUCAAUGAGCUUCUUGAAUUGUUUGAGCCCCUUGGGCAAGACCCCGACGAUCCACUUUACGAGUCGCUCAAGGACCUUAUUGCUACGAUUGACGAGUUCUUGGAUCUUCUGGUGGCGGUUCACAGUAGCGAUGUCUCAGGCGAGGCUUCACAUAUGAUUCAUCGCUUACGAUUGAUGGAAUUUUUGAGGGACAUGCAAAAGGAAGAGAUCUUCAUUCGCUAUGUGCACCAUCUAGCACAACUGCAGGCAGAUGCGAGGAAUCCAUCUGAAGCAGGAUUGGCCUUGCGUCUUCAUGCUGACCUAUACGAAUGGGAGCCAACCAAGCUCGUGCCUCCCCUGGCAGAUCCGGAAUUUCCAUCUCAAACGCAGUUCGAUCGCAAGGAACGGAUAUACUUUGAUAUCAUCAAGUAUUUUGAAGAGGGCGAAGCCUGGAGCAGUGCACUCGAUGCGUAUCAGGAGCUUCAGCAGCAGUAUCAGGAGAAUGUCUUUGAUUUCCCGAAGCUGGCGAGGACACAGAGGGCAAUUGCUACGAUUUACGAGACGAUUGCAAAGAGUGAGAAGCUGGUGCCCAAAUACUUUCGUGUCCAAUACAAGGGUAUGGGUUUCCCGCCUAGUCUUAGAGAUAAGGAGUUUGUCUUCGAAGGCUCGCCUACAGAGAGAACUUCAGCAUUUACAGAUCGGAUGCAAGAACAACAUCCCUCGGCCCAGAUUGUUACUAAUGGAGAGAUGGAGGAGGUUGAAGGGCAAUUCCUUCAGAUAUCCACCCUCGCCCCGCAUCGAGACUUUGAUAACCAUGUCUUUCAACGGGCCCGCGUGCCUCAGAUCGUGCGCGAUUACCUUCUUUCUGCUCACCCGCAGCAUUUUGCCGUCACUUCCAAGCGGAACACCUCUGGCCCCGUCGCUGAGCACUCGGCCGAGAAAAUAGUCUACACAGUCGCAGAUCCAUUCCCUACGAUUUUACGCCGAAGUGAGAUCAUAGCCGUUGACCGUAUCAAGCUCAAUAAUCUACAAACAGCAUUAGAACGAGUCAUCCGAAAGACGCAGGAAAUGUCCGUCGUUGAGAAACGCGUUGCAGAUGGCGAAGAAGACAUGGCGCCUCUCCUCAUUGACGCUCUCAACAUCUCCGUCAACCCCGCCUCCGACUCCAGCGUCGCGCGUUACAGAGAGCUUCUCCCCACCAAGACCACCGACGAGGACGGCGAAGAGCUUGAAGAAGAAGAAGAAGAGGUAGAACUCAGCCCGCUUGAGAAUGCCCUCAAGAUUGCGCUCAUCGAUCACGCAAUAAUGAUCAAACGCUGCCUCUCCAUGUUCUCCAAGCACCCGCAAAAUUACCGCAUCCCGCGCACCUCCCGCGAUGAAUCUUCUCAAAACUUCGAAACCACCUUCGCGCCCGAGCUCGCUUCCUUCUCCUUCCCCCAAUUCCAACGCAACACAACGCCUGUUCCCGUUUGGGCCGUUGCCAGUCCCGUGCAGAGCUUGGCAAUGCCAUAUAGUAGUACGAAUGGUACGAUUAAGACGCAGAGUACGGAUAUUCUCGAUCUGUCACUUCCACGAACCGGCGGUGGCGGUGGUGGGGCCGGACCUGGCAAAAACCGCCUCAGUUUCCUAAAGCGCGCGCCCAAUUCUAGUAUAAGUCAAGAACCACCUGCUCUCGGACCGGUAAAUGGCAAUGCGACUCGUGGACGUGGUGGCAGUGGUGGUGUAGCGGCGUCGGAGAGUAGUGUGAGCGUGAGAUCACGUAGCAAGGAGAAUGCGAACCGACGCUCGUUUUUCGGCAGCCCUCCACAUGUGCAGCAUCCACAGCAAAAUGGUACGAGGGGUUCCAACGAUCCGGCCGACGAGGAAGCGGGGUGGGUCACCUCCUCUGACCUCACUGCUGGCAGCCCUGGCGGUGAAGAUGGAGCCGUGAGGAGGAGCGGGAGUUUCAGGAGGGCAAAUACGGCUAGUAGUGGGACUUCGACUGUAGGGAGUCGCGUGGGCAGUGUGAGGAAGAGACUCAGUAUGCUGAAGUUGGGGAAGAAGAGUAGUAAGGCUAGUGUUUUGGUGGCGAGCGUGGCGGAGGAGGAUUAA
This is a messenger RNA of Lachnellula hyalina, 6231 nucleotides long. RefSeq names its product Dedicator of cytokinesis protein (gene DOCK1). Bases 1 to 6231 code for a protein of 2076 amino acids. The record is from RefSeq and is a predicted model, not a curated record. Gene Ontology annotation, molecular function: guanyl-nucleotide exchange factor activity; small GTPase binding. Lineage: Eukaryota; Fungi; Ascomycota; Leotiomycetes; Helotiales; Lachnaceae. The transcript is spliced from 2 exons. Gene Ontology annotation, biological process: small GTPase-mediated signal transduction. Gene Ontology annotation, cellular component: plasma membrane; cytoplasm.